CGGCGUCGAUCCCCCGUGGAAGCCUCCGCGUGUCGCGCCCCAUAAAUAUCCGACCUCGCCGGCGCCCGCGCCCUCCGAGAACUCCCCUUCUCCGCCGUGCCCAAACCCUAACCAGCCGCACUAGUACAGCGCUGCCGCUGCUACUAAUCCUACCGCUACCCUGCUGCCACGGCAGCGUCGGCUGCUCCUGCCGCUGCUCUGCUGCUAGCUGGCGCCGAAACCCUAGCCCCGCCCGAUGUCGCAGCAGGAUCCGGCGGCCGGGGAGGAGCUGCCGGGGGGCCUCUCGCGGAGCAGCUCCGCCAGCCGGCUCAACGCGCAGGCGCCCGAGUUCGUGCCGCGUGUCGCCGCGGCGCCCCCGCCCCCCGCGCCGGUGCAGCCCGUGAUCCACGUCUUCGCCGCGCCGCCCCCGCCGCCGCCCGCGUCCUUCUUCGCCGCGGGCCCGCCCCCGCCCCGGCCGCCGUUCGAGUUCUACGCGGCCGUCGGUGCUGCUGCCGCGGGCUUUGUUGCUGUGCCUGAGCAUGAGAUGGGGGCCGAGCAAGCGGUGCCGCCGCCGCCGCCUCCGGCCCAGGCGCACCAGCAGGGGAGAGAGCUGAUCACGGACGACGUGCUGCACAAGAUCACCAAGCAGGUGGAGUAUUACUUUAGUGAUAUAAACCUGGCCACCACAGAGCAUUUGAUGAGGUUUAUUACUAAGGAUCCCGAAGGAUAUGUACCGAUGUCAGUUGUUGCUUCCUUUAAGAAAAUUAAGGCUCUGGUGCAAAGUAGUUCCAUGCUUGCUUCAGCUCUUCGGACUUCAUCAAAGCUUGUGGUGAGUGAAGAUGGAAACAGAGUAAAGCGGGGACAACCAUUUACAGAAUCAGAUUUAGAAGAACUCCAGUCCCGAAUUGUUGUUGCAGAAAAUCUUCCAGAUGAUCAUUGUUACCAGAACCUUAUGAAGAUUUUCUCAUCUGCUGGCAGCGUAAAGACAAUCAGAACAUGCUAUCCUCAGACCCCAAACGGCAGUGGUCCAGUCACUAAUAGAUCUGCUAAACUAGAUAUGCUUUUUGCCAACAAGCUGCACGCUUUUGUUGAGUAUGAGACUGUUGAGGAUGCUGAGAAAGCGAUUGUGGUGCUUAAUGAUGAGAGGAACUGGAGAAGCGGGCUUAGAGUUCGGUUGUUGAAUUCUUGCAUGGCUAAGGGAGGCAAAGGCAAGAAGGGUGGGCAUGAAACUGAUGUACACGGUGAGGAGGAUGUUUCCACUUCUGAUCAACCAAAUGAUAAACAUUCAGAAGAAAUAUCUCAACCGUCAGAUGCAAUAGGAGAGCAUGUUUCUGAGGAAAGCACUGGAGAUAUGGGGCGCGGCAGAGGCCGAGGACGAGGACGUGGAGGCAGAGGCAGAGGGCGUGGCUACCAUAACAACCAUAACAACAAUCAAUACCACCAUAACAACCAUCCACAGCAGCAGCACCACUACCACCACCAAAACAGCAACAAUCAAGGUAACAACCGGAGUGGCGCCCAUCCUGUCGGAACGCCACCUUCCAGCCACCCAGUCAAGGCUGAGCAACAACAGACACAGUCAUCGCCACCUGCGGGAGCUAACAAGCAGCUUCCAGGGCCCCGUAUGCCAGACGGCACUCGUGGGUUCUCAAUGGGCAGAGGAAUGCCGCAAACAUCGACGCCCAGCGUAUCCACUAGUGAACCUUGAACUUGAUUCGCGCCACAGGACAGACGAGACACAGCUUGUGCUGCUGAUUUGUCAUGUUGAUAGAGAGAUGCUGAGAGACUGUCUUUUAGAAGUCUUGUCUUUUGGAGUGUGCUUUCUGAUUUACAGACCAUAAUAUGGUUUUGCACGUGCUGUGUGUACUUUAAAACCGGUAGCGCAGUGGUUUCUGAGUGAUUACGGUCACCAUUUUGUAACUCCUAUUUUUGUGCUCCUUUUUGCCUCUUUGACUGUAAGAUUGUAGAAGUAAAAGCUCAUGUGGACACAGAAAAAGUAAAGAAAAUAAAAGGAACAUGAUAAAAAA
Hordeum vulgare subsp. vulgare (domesticated barley) is the source of this 2006-nucleotide messenger RNA. RefSeq names its product la-related protein 6B. Gene Ontology annotation, biological process: RNA processing. Lineage: Eukaryota; Viridiplantae; Streptophyta; Magnoliopsida; Poales; Poaceae. The record is from RefSeq and is a predicted model, not a curated record. The coding region runs from base 236 to 1687 and encodes 483 amino acids. Gene Ontology annotation, molecular function: mRNA binding. The transcript is spliced from 10 exons. Gene Ontology annotation, cellular component: nucleus.